Messenger RNA from Fusarium graminearum PH-1, 1039 nucleotides. Its product is annotated as 40S ribosomal protein S4. Lineage: Eukaryota; Fungi; Ascomycota; Sordariomycetes; Hypocreales; Nectriaceae. The transcript has 3 exons. Gene Ontology annotation, cellular component: cytosolic small ribosomal subunit; ribosome. The coding region runs from base 88 to 873 and encodes 261 amino acids. The record is from RefSeq and is a predicted model, not a curated record. Gene Ontology annotation, biological process: translation. Gene Ontology annotation, molecular function: structural constituent of ribosome; RNA binding.
AUCCUAUCCUCCAAAUUUGUUCUUUGUGAAGUAGGUCCCUCUCGUCCAUCCUCCUCAUCACCGCCGACAAACCAGCCAACCGACACAAUGGCCCGCGGAAUCAAGAAGCACCAGAAGCGCCUCAGCGCCCCCUCGCACUGGCUGCUUGACAAGCUGUCCGGCACCUACGCUCCCAAGCCUUCUGCCGGUCCUCACAAGCUCCGCGACUGCAUGCCCCUGAUCGUCUUCAUCCGAAACCGACUCAAGUAUGCUCUCAACUACCGCGAGGUCAAGGCCAUCCUGAUGCAGCGACUUGUCAAGGUCGACGGCAAGGUCCGCACCGAUUCCACCUUCCCCUCCGGCUUCAUGGACGUCAUCACCAUUGAGAAGACUGGCGAGAACUUCCGUCUCGUCUACGAUACCAAGGGUCGAUUCACCGUCCACCGAAUCCAGAACGAGGAGGCCGAGUACAAGCUGGGCAAGGUCAAGCGUGUCCAGCUUGGUCGCGGUGGAAUCCCAUUCUUGGUCACGCACGAUGCACGAACCAUCCGAUACCCCGACCCUCUGAUCAAGGUCAACGACACUGUCAAGAUUGACCUCGCCACUGGCAAGAUCACCGACUUCAUCAAGUUCGACACCGGCGCCGUCGUCAUGGUCACUGGUGGUCGCAACAUGGGUCGUGUUGGUGUCAUCACCCACCGUGAGCGUCACGAUGGUGGUUUCAACAUCGUCCACGUCAAGGAUGCCAUUGACAACAGCUUCGCCACCCGUGAGAGCAACGUUUUCAUCAUUGGCCAGGACAAGCCCUGGAUCUCUCUGCCCAAGGGCAAGGGUGUCAAGCUCACCAUCGCUGAGGAGCGUGACCGCCGACGCGCUUACGCCAUCUCUCACUAAAUUGUGGAUUUGCGAUAGGAAUGGUAAAAAAUGGCAUGUGGUCUGGAGUCCGGAUUUGACGUUUACUUUGCGGGUUUAACUACCUAACCUGGAGAUAGCCAGCCCCAAUGAGGCUAUGAUAAAAGAUAAAUUUAAGCCCAACACGAAGUGUCGAUUCCGUACAGAU